UAAAGAAGAAAUUUUUGACGGUUGGCAUAUGUCAUGCGUGCAUUUCAAUUCUAAAUUAACACGUUAAAAAAUCACAUCAUUCUGAUAUUUCACGCACUUUUUUGGCACACGUUAAUUGAAUAACUUUUUAAUUGAUUUACAUAUAUUUGUAUAUCUUUGAAGAAAAAUGCCAGUUCCUGGAGGUGUAUAUCAACAACAAGGUCCUUCCUGUAUGGAUAGAAUGAAAAUGGGUUUUUUUCUAGGUUUUUGUGUAGGUAUGGCUAGUGGGGCACUAUUUGGAGGUUUUUCUGCAUUGAGGGGUGGCUUAAGAGGAAAAGAACUGAUAAAUACUGUCGGAAAAGUUAUGCUCCAAGGUGGGGGAUCAUUUGGAACAUUCUUGGCUAUUGGAUCUGGGUUGAGAUGUUGAUGUUUCAAAUAUUUUUCAGAAAUGUUUGUACUCGGAGAGUAUGUUAUUAUAUCUCCUCGCUAGUUUUAGUAUCGAGUGUGAAUUAUGAUGUGAUUUACUGAAACCUGUAAUAAAUUUUAAGUACUCAAGUA
Molecule: messenger RNA, 537 nt
Organism: Leptinotarsa decemlineata (Colorado potato beetle)
Lineage: Eukaryota; Metazoa; Arthropoda; Insecta; Coleoptera; Chrysomelidae
Product: reactive oxygen species modulator 1
Biological process (GO): protein insertion into mitochondrial inner membrane; protein import into mitochondrial matrix
Cellular component (GO): TIM23 mitochondrial import inner membrane translocase complex
Source: RefSeq, a predicted model, not a curated record